Juglans microcarpa x Juglans regia is the source of this 2070-nucleotide messenger RNA. RefSeq names its product plant UBX domain-containing protein 11. The transcript is spliced from 10 exons. Gene Ontology annotation, molecular function: protein binding. The coding region runs from base 159 to 1787 and encodes 542 amino acids. NCBI's taxonomy places the organism in Eukaryota, Viridiplantae, Streptophyta, Magnoliopsida, Fagales, Juglandaceae. The record is from RefSeq and is a predicted model, not a curated record.
CAAACGUAAAUAUUUUGAUCAUGACUUGGUAUAUAGUCAACGUUGGAAUAGCCAGUGCUUCGUUUGUUGUAUGUAAAAGGGGCAAACACUUCCACCGAUUGCCACUCUCACCUCGUCUCUGGCUCUCACUCUCGGAGCCUUAAUUCUUACUCAAGCAGAUGGAACAAUCUUUGUCCUCUCUUACAUUUAAGGGUUCUAUUACUGAAGCAAUUAUUGAAGCCAAAAGGCAGAAGAAACUCUUUGUAGUCUAUAUUUCAGGUGAAGAUGCAGAGUCUGGUGGUUUGGAAGACUCUACAUGGAUUAAUUCAAAUGUGACAGAGUCUCUUUCAAAAUACUGCAUCUUGUUGCAUAUCCCUGGAGGAAGCACUGAUGCCGCACACUUCUCUGCAUUAUACCCACAGAAAUCUGUUCCUUGUAUAACAGUGAUUGGAUACAAUGGUGUACAAGUUUGGCAAAAUGAGGGAUUUGUUGGUCCUGAAGAUCUGGCAUCCAGUUUAGAGAAGGCAUGGUUGAGUCUUCACAUCCAGGAAACAACUGCCACUGUCCUAAGUGCAGCACUUGCUUCAAGGAAUUCUGGAGCAUCUACUUCUAUUUCUAGUGCUGCAUCCUCGUCUGGCGAACAAAGUUCUUUAAGUACAGUUGUUCCAUCGUCUUCAGUAGACAAGCAUGUCCAAUCCAAAGAGACUAAUUUGGUGGUAACCUCUGAGUUAAUAGAGGAAAAGAAAGAUCUUGAAUGUGAAGCUGAGGAGAAAAAUACUGAAAUGGAUGACAACACAUCUUCAAGAUCACAUGAUCUCAGCAAGUCAAAGAGUGCUGUGGGUGAACAGUCCAACUCAUCGUCUGAAGUAGCCAAGGGAUCACUUGGUCCUUUAGUGGCUGACAUCGAAAAUUCUAGAGCUGAACAUAACUCUUUCAGUGGUGAAGAUGGGUGUCCUGCCCUGGAAAAAAUCAGCGAUCAGCAUUCAGUUGUUCCUGUACGUGUUGAAGAAUUGGUUGGUACUGAAGUAAAUGAGGCUGAAGAAGAUGAGAAGGCUAAAGCUGUAAACCAUAUGCAGGCUUAUGCAUCUGAUGAUUUUGUUAGAGACAAUACAUCAAGUGAUGUCCAUCUAAAUAUCCGAUUGCCCACUGGCUUGAGCCUACAAGACAAGUUUUCUGUCACAAGCACUUUGAGAAUGGUGAAAGACUAUGUGGACGAAAAACAACCUAGUGGGUUUGGGACUUAUGAUCUAGCCAUUCCUUAUCCCCGCAAAGUAUUCAGCGAUCAAGAUUUGAGCAAGUCAUUGUCAGGGCUGGGCCUUUUUAAUAGACAGGCUCUGAUUGUAGUCCCACAUCAGAGAGCUGUGGGUAACUACAGUGGAGUAUCUCCGUCCUCUGAUCAAACAAAUUUUACUAAUGUUGAUUCUUCAGAUGGAACUAAUGUUGGAUAUUUUGCUUAUGUGAGGAGGAUUUUAUCAUACGUGAAUCCUUUCUCCUAUCUUGGUGGUGGUGCCAGCUCAUCAAGUUCUGGACAAGAAUCUCAAAAUGGGAUAUGGCAAUAUAAUCCAAACCCUGCACUUCAGAAUAACUUUGGUGGAAGAGAGAGGCCCAACUCCAACUACUUUUCAAACCAAAGCAGUCCUGCAACUGGAAGAGAUGAUGGCAAGAAGAGGAAACCAACAACAUCAUCCGGUUUUGGGAGCAAUAUUCAUACGCUUAAACGUGACGAAGAUGAUGAUCGGUUCAAUGACAGAAAUUCCUACUGGAAUGGUAAUUCUACGCAAUAUGGCGGUGACAAUGAUGGCAAGUAAGACCUUGGGCUGGGCAUAACCCUCCUGCAAUGCUUACUUCGCAUUUUCAGUUGCCCGCUUUUAUUGAUCGCUCUCUUAGACUAUUUACUAAAAACUCGAGUUUAUCUGCAAUAUAGAAGAGUGUAGAUAUUCAUAAUAUGUAGUUCUUUUCUGCCAAUAAAGGAAGGUGAAAGGAAAGAGUAAACCCAGUGAGGUAAUGGUUGAAAUGCUUUUUCUAGUGCUGUAUUUUUCUAUCCACUUUUGUAUAUUUCUCCUUAUAGUAUUCGAAAUGGAUUUAAUUUUA